Phyllostomus hastatus (greater spear-nosed bat) is the source of this 759-nucleotide messenger RNA. Its product is annotated as 40S ribosomal protein S6-like. Gene Ontology annotation, cellular component: ribosome. Gene Ontology annotation, molecular function: structural constituent of ribosome. Gene Ontology annotation, biological process: translation. The record is from RefSeq and is a predicted model, not a curated record. NCBI's taxonomy places the organism in Eukaryota, Metazoa, Chordata, Mammalia, Chiroptera, Phyllostomidae.
AUGAGGCUGAACACCUCUUUUCCAGCCACUGGCUGCCAGAAACUCAUUGAAGUGAAUGAUGAAUGCAAACUUUGUACCUUUUAUGAGCAGCAUAUGGCCACGGAAGUUGCUGCUGACACUCUGGAUGAAGAAUGGAAGGAUUAUGUGGUUCGAAUCAGGUGUGAGAAUGACAGUUUUCCCAUCAAGCAUGUCUGCCUGCUGCUGAGUAAGGGGCAUUCCUGUUAUGGACCAAGGAGGACUGGAGAAAGAAAGUGCAAAUCUGUUCAGGGUUGCAGUGUGGAUGCCAAUCUCAGUGUUCUCCACUUGGUUAUACUAAAAAAAAAAGGGUGGGGGGAGGGUGGUAGGGGGAAGAUAUUCCUAUUCCUGGUCCCUAUUGCUUCUGUGUCCUAUUGCCUGGGGCCCAAAAAUCCUUGGGGAUUUUUGGCAAACAGCAGAAUUGGCGAACUUUUCAACCUGUCUAAAGAAGACAACAUCUGCCAAUAUGUUGUGAGAAAGCCCCUAAACGAAGAAGGUAAGAAACCUAGGACCAAAGUACCCAAGAUUCAGUGUCUUUUCACUCCACGUGUCCUGCAACACAAACAUUAUCCUAUUGCUCUGAACAAACAACAUACUAAGAAAAAUAAGGACGAGUCUGCAGAAUAUGCUAAACUUUUGGCUAAGAGAAUGAAGGAGACCAAAGAAAAAUGCCAGGAACAGACUGCUGAGAGAUGUAGGCUGUCCUCUUUGAGAGCUUCAACUGCUGAGUCCAGUCAAAAAUGA